CCGACCUUGCUCUGGACUUCGUGAUCACAUCGUCAUUGGGUACGAGGAUCUGAUGGCAAUUGAUUCGCUACUUGGCCCCGUGGUUUUCAACUUCCCACCACACACUGCACACUGAUGUCUGAUCCUGACCGAACAAUAUGGUGUGGCAAUGUCUCUGGUGAGGUGACAGAUGAAGUUCUGUAUGAAUUAUUCUUACAGGCGGGACCACUGGAAAGGGUGCGCCGGCCGCGGGACCAGAGGACGGGCGAUCCGCGCCCCUUCGCCUUCGUCACCUACGAGGACGAGGAGUCGGUGCCAUACGCGCUCGAGCUGUACCGCGACACCAAGCUGUUCGGUCGAGUGCUCCGACUGCAGGCGCAAGGCGGCCAGCAGCAUGACAAGCAGCAGCUGGCGUCGAACGGUCGCCCCGUCCGGCGCUUGAUCGAGUCCGGCGGAGGAGCCCGGGCAGAACGCGCCGACCAUAGGCACAGCGACCGGACAGCGGGUCGCUUUAGUGAACGCGGGUCGGAGAGACACAGCGUCCGCCGUCCCGACCGCCACACUGACCGCGGUACGGAGCGGGCGAGUGAUCGCGGUGCGGUGUGGUCUAAUGAUCGUGGUACGGACAAGUACAAUGAUCACGGAGCACAGAGGUACGAUGACCACGGAGCGGACAGGUACAAUGAUCGUGGCGUGGAGAGGUACGGCGGUCGCUUUGCGGAGAGGUACAACGAGCGCGCGGGAGACUGGCACGAUGACGGCGCUCCGGAGCUCUCCAGCGGCCGCGGCGCCGGGCGGUACUGUGAGCCUACUGAUGACUGGCCCGGUGACCGCCGGAGCGUGCGGCGCGGCGAGCGCGGCGAAGAGGGCUACAGCGGCCGUGACACCGGGCGGCGCGGUGCGUGGGGUGACGACGGAUGCGGCGAGCGCGGCGCUGAGCGAUACGGGGGGCGACAGCAGCCGCAGGGUGACCUCGAAAAGGCGUUCUACAAUAGCCGGUCGCACGCGGGCGGCGGCUCCUCACCCUGGCAACAGGGCCACGUCCCCCCGGACCGGCGCCUGGAGCCCAAGACACCGCAGAUCGAGUACCGCACGGCGCUGAUCGCCUCGGGCAAAAACCUGACCGUGCGCGUGGGCGAGGAGGUGGAUGUUCAGUGCCGCGCGCGCUACGGCAACCCGCCGCCAUCAUCAAUGGAGCCCAAGACACCGCAGAUCGAGUACCGCACGGCGCUGAUCGCCUCGGGCAAAAACCUGACCGUGCGCGUGGGCGAGGAGGUGGAUGUUCAGUGCCGCGCGCGCUACGGCAACCCGCCGGCCAUCAUCAAGUGGUUCAUCGGAGAGACGGACCUAACCCACCUGUCGACGCAGCAGAACCAGACCGAGCUAGACAACACCAAGACAUCGGCGGCGCUGUCCGUGCUGCGGCACACCUUCGGCCGUCAGAUGGCCGGCGCUUACCUGCGCUGCGUGGCCGUGCACGAGGCGUACGACACCAAGUCGCGCGACACCAUCGCCAAGCUCGACGUCCAAUACCCCCCGGAGGUGAAGCUGCUCGGCCGGCCUGAGCGCGACGUCGAGGAGAGCGUCGACACGGUCGUGCUGCGCUGCAAGGUCGACGCCAACCCUCCGGCCAACGUCUUCUGGCGUUUCAUCUCUAAGGAGACGGGCCGCACCGACACCUUCUAUGUGGACACGCUGGAGCUGCGGCCGGUCACCAAGAAGAACUCGGGCACCUACGAGUGCGAAGCGGGCAACUCGGUGGGCAAAAGCGACCCGCUUAGCACCACGCUCGACGUUAAAUACGCUCCGUCUAUCUACCGCGUGCAGCCGCAGCACCACGUGACGGUCGGCCUGUACAACACGACCGAGCUGGCGUGCGAGGCCGAGGGCAGUCCGCCGCCCAGCUACCAGUGGCUGCAGCGGCUGCCAGACGCCGACGGCACCGUGUUCAUCCGCGGCACCAGCCAGCUGCUGCGCAUCCACAACAUCACCUACGCCAACCAGGGCCAGUACGUGUGCGUCGCCAAGAACGUCAUCAACGGCAACGAGCGGCGCGUCCAGGGCGACACGGUCGAGGUCGAGGUCAUCGGUCCGCCUCAGGUGCUGCGGCGCCAGCAGCCGGCCAAGGUGAUGGCUGAGCAGGGUGGCGAGGCGGUGCUGGAGGUGGCGCUCUGUAGCGACCCACUGCCCACACUGGCCAACUGGCACUGGGGCAGCCUGCAGCUGCAGGCUGGCCAGAGCAAGGGACGUUUCGUCGCAGAGGAGAUCACUCAGGAUACGACAGAAGACUGCUACCGGGCGCGGCUGCGGGUGCUGCAGGUGACGGCCGCCGAUGAGCGCGACUAUUACCUCAAGGUGCAGAACGACCGCGGCUCUGACCAGUACGGCCUGGCGCUGCGGGUCAAAGAGCCGGUCACCAUGACGGCCGUCAUCAGUCUGGUGUGCGGCUGCUUGGUGCUCCUCGUGCUCGUUGUAGCGCUGCUCCUGUACGCCUUUAAAAAGGAGAAAUGGUGCUUCUCACAAAAGGGAGGUUUCAAGCCAACUGAUCUGGAAAGCGAAAAGAGUGAGGUAGAGAGCCGGACGGAGGGCGCCGCCCGCCAGGGCCUGGGCGCUAUCCCACCGGACGCGCUGUACUCGGGACCGAAGAAGCCGGGCGGUCAUGGCCAGCACGGUGGUCACGGUCUGCGAGAGGCAGCCAAGCACCGUGGUGAAGACGGAGACAGUGGGAAAAGUGAUAGCUCGCGAGGAGGCAUCAUCUACGCCGACCUCCAGCUGCCAAAAACCUCCAACAACGGUUCAAUGAGGAAGUACCGCAACGAACGACACCUACUGCCCAGCGAGCAGAGACAUCUAGCGGGCGCAAGCAGGAACGAGCCGGCGCGGACCGAGUACGCCGAGAUAAAAUUCGUUCCAAAAAUUGACGAGCGAGCGGACAUUUAGCGUGGUGACUUUCAGAGCGCCGAGAACUUGUGCGAGGCCGGCUGUGUGUGAUGGCAGACAUUUUUUAAGUCUCGGUCGCGAGCUGGAGGAAGCGAGCGAAAGGGCUACGUCCACGCAGCGAUAGCGAUGGCUUGCCUCAGACAUUCAGUGGAGCUCCAGCCGCUGCAGCCCGCUUAGACACGAGCUGAGCAGGGCUCGACUGUGGCAUGCCCGACCGCUAAGGACAAUCAUCUGCUUAUCGCGCCGCAAGCGCCGCGUCUGUAAAUCCCGUAGCUUGUGUGCAUCGCGCGCGGAUCUGCUGUUGCCCCGCCGACCACUAAUCGGUGUAAGGUAUACCAUGUACAAAGCAAUAAGUCAGCGUGAGCUUUCGGCGACAGCAUCGCCCGGGCUGGGAGACCACUCUCAGUUGGUCUGUGGGCGCUGCGACCGCGCGGCCUCUGGCGUCCUCCCGCUGUGCUCCCUGCUGGCUGAUCGCCGGACUCGCCCUGUACGCCAGCGCCCCUCUGGCGUCUGCCCGCCGUGCUCCCUGCUGGCUGAUCGCCGGACUCGCCCUGUACGCCAGCUCCCCCGUGGCGUCUGCCCGCUGUGCUCCCUGCUGGCUGAUCGCCGGACUCGCCCUGUACGCCAGCGCCCCUCUGGCGUCUGCCCGCUGUGCUCCCUGCUGGCUGAUCGCCGGACUCGCCCUGUACGCCAGCGCCCCUCUGGCGUCUGCCCGCUGUGCUCCCUGCUGGCUGAUCGCCGGACUCGCCCUGUACGCCAGCGCCCCUCUGGCGUCUGCCCGCUGUGCUCCCUGCUGGCUGAUCGCCGGACUCGCCCUGUACGCCAGCGCCCCUCUGGCGUCUGCCCGCUGUGCUCCCUGCUGGCUGAUCGCCGGACUCGCCCUGUACGCCAGCGCCCCUCUGGCGUCUGCCCGCCGUGCUCCCUGCUGGCUGAUCGCCGGACUCGCCCUGUACGCCAGCUCUCCCCUGGCGUCUGCCCGCUGUGCUCCCUGCUGGUUGACCGCAGGCCUCGCCCUGUACGCCGGUGGGCACACCUCGUCCAGGGCUGGGCAUGUUCCAAUGCUACUCGUCCCUGGCGGACUUCAUGUCCUGAGGCGGCGCUCAGGUGCAGCUCAGGCUACAGUCCGCCAGGCUUUGAUGUCACAUGCUCUGAGCAGCUGGCGCCGUGUAACUGCCUAUCGAUGAGUUUUCAGCAGCGUAUGACACUGUUUGCACCAAAUCUAGUCUUGCGCAGUAUGCGUGAACAAUGUGAGUGAAUAUUGGUCGCGCAUGGUUUUGUCAGUGUCAUAUGGUUUUAGAGCUGGCUGAAUAUAUUUCGUCAGACAGCAAACCCA
This is a messenger RNA of Pollicipes pollicipes, 4252 nucleotides long. RefSeq lists its product as uncharacterized. Gene Ontology annotation, molecular function: RNA binding; cell adhesion molecule binding. Bases 115 to 2919 code for a protein of 934 amino acids. The record is from RefSeq and is a predicted model, not a curated record. Gene Ontology annotation, biological process: cell-cell adhesion. The transcript has 15 exons. Gene Ontology annotation, cellular component: plasma membrane; cell-cell junction. Lineage: Eukaryota; Metazoa; Arthropoda; Thecostraca; Pollicipedomorpha; Pollicipedidae.